Mercenaria mercenaria is the source of this 681-nucleotide messenger RNA. RefSeq lists its product as uncharacterized. The record is from RefSeq and is a predicted model, not a curated record. Lineage: Eukaryota; Metazoa; Mollusca; Bivalvia; Venerida; Veneridae. The transcript is spliced from 3 exons. The coding region runs from base 1 to 681 and encodes 226 amino acids.
AUGGAUAAUAACCAAGGAACACUUCGCGCACGGAGAAAACAAAAGGUCAAAUUUUCAGACGAAGAAGUGAUCACCAUCCUUCGGGCAUUUAUUGCCCAUCCAACCUCCUGGGCUGACGUUAUUGACGAUGUGAAAGGGAACAUCGACCGCUUACAAGCGUCAGCGCACCAAUUGUAUGCUACAGCCACAAACAAACAGCAACGGGACCGCAUGUCUUCGAAGUUGAGUUCACUUAUAGCUAUAAACCAAGACAGCAUACAGAACGUGCAAAUCAGAGAUCUUCUACAGUCCAUUCGUGAUACAGAACGACGCCUUGUAGCUGAUCCCAUACCACCGUUGCAUCAGCCUGCAGCGGCACCUGCAGCACCCGCACAGGCUCCACCAGCCGACCAAGCUCCCGUUCCUGAACCUGCCGUUCCUGCACGUGCUCAGGUAGACAUGCGAGACGGCAUUGUAGCGGGGAUGCCACCUUCAUCAUCUGACACUGAAGGGGCAGCAGCAGACCCCCAACCACCUGCGAGAGGGGAGCGGAGGCGUAGGAGGAAGCGGAAGCGAUCUCUUGCUGAUUUGGUUAGAGAAAAUCAAGUUAUUUAUAGACGUUGGAUGAAGAAGAAACUGCCAAAGAUCCAGCGGGAGUUGGGUAUCUCAUCAUCUUUUUCUUCGUCUUCUGAUGACGAGUGA